CAGAGAAGAGGAUGGGCUCCCAUGAAAAGAGCCUCUCCAUCCUCGGCUUAUCCUUGGAGGACCAAACCCCUUCCCACAUAAUAUAACCAACCAACUCCAAAAGGGAACUCAGUUAAGGAGAAAGUUGAAAAGAGGUUGGAAGAGGGCAUGGCUAAAUUGGUGGCGGUGCAACAGCUGCAACCGUGCCAUCAUGUCCCACGUGUCUCUCCCGGCUCCUCCCUUCUCCAUUCCUCUCUCUCUGAGUUCAAUGGCACAGCCCUUAACAUCUCUGUUCAGAAGAAAAGGAAGGUAUGGCAGCCAAAAGGGGCACUGCAGGUGAAAGCUUCCAGUGCCAAGAAAAUUUUAAUUAUGGGGGGCACUAGAUUCAUUGGUGUUUUCUUGUCCAGACUCCUUGUUAAGGAUGGCCAUCAGGUGACCUUGUUUACCAGGGGGAAGGCACCCAUCACCCAACAACUACCAGGAGAAUCAGAUCAAGAGUACGCAGAAUUCUCAUCCAAAAUAUUGCAUUUGAAAGGGGACAGGCAGGAUUUUGAAUUUGUGAAGACAAGCCUAGCAGCCAAGGGAUUUGAUGUUGUUUAUGAUAUUAAUGGGCGUGAGGGUGUUGAGGUAGAGCCUAUAUUGGAUGCAUUGCCUAAGCUAGAGCAGUUUAUAUAUUGCUCGUCAGCUGGAGUCUAUCUCAAAUCUGACCUGUUGCCACACUUUGAGGCCGAUGCAGUUGAUCCGAAGAGCAGGCACAAAGGAAAGCUUGAAACAGAGAGAUUGUUAGACUCCCGUGGUGUCAACUGGACUUCUCUGAGGCCAGUCUACAUAUAUGGCCCCUUGAAUUACAACCCUGUUGAAGAGUGGUUCUUUCAUCGACUGAAAGCUGGCCGCCCAAUUCCAAUCCCCAACAAUGGAGUUCAAAUCACCCAACUAGGACAUGUUAAGGAUUUGGCAAGGGCUUUUGUUAUGGUUCUUGGCAAUUCGAAAGCAAGUAAACAAGUGUACAACAUUUCUGGAUCCAAAUAUGUAACCUUUGAUGGGUUAGCAAGGGCAUGUGCCAAGGCUGCUGGGUUUCCUGAACCAGAAAUUGUCCACUAUAAUCCAAAGGAAUUUGAUUUUGGGAAGAAGAAAGCCUUUCCUUUCCGCGAUCAGCAUUUCUUUGCUUCAAUCGAGAAAGCUACAAGGGAUCUAGGUUGGAAUCCAGAAUUUGGCUUGAUAGAUGGUCUUGCUGACUCAUACAAUCUAGACUUUGGCAGAGGAACUUACAGAAAACCAGCUGACUUCUCGACAGAUGACAUGAUUCUUGGCAAGUCGCUUGUACUUCAGAGUUAAAGAUUGUUUGCUUUAUCCACAGCACCUACCACCCCACCCUCCAAGGUGAUUGAUUCAAGGAGGCUGGAAUUUAAGUCUUAAUGUCUAACUCCUCAUCUAAUCUGGUGGAAAUCAAAACUGUGAUGAGAACAUAGCUUGAGUUGUUGGAUGUGCAGCAAAGAGCCCACUAAAUUCUUGUAAGUAAUUGUUGGUAUUGCUGCAAUUUGUUUUCGUUUGCAUUGCAUCA
Phoenix dactylifera (date palm) is the source of this 1540-nucleotide messenger RNA. It is a transcript of the gene CRB, whose product is annotated as chloroplast RNA binding protein. The record is from RefSeq and is a predicted model, not a curated record. Gene Ontology annotation, cellular component: cytosol. Lineage: Eukaryota; Viridiplantae; Streptophyta; Magnoliopsida; Arecales; Arecaceae. Gene Ontology annotation, molecular function: UDP-glucose 4-epimerase activity. Gene Ontology annotation, biological process: monosaccharide metabolic process.